Colletotrichum acutatum is the source of this 1574-nucleotide messenger RNA. RefSeq lists its product as uncharacterized. Bases 182 to 1291 code for a protein of 369 amino acids. Lineage: Eukaryota; Fungi; Ascomycota; Sordariomycetes; Glomerellales; Glomerellaceae. The transcript is spliced from 3 exons. The record is from RefSeq and is a predicted model, not a curated record.
CUAGCAUGUUCAACAGCAGAAUAUCUUCAGAAUCCAAAAAUGGGAUGAUGCGUUGGUUUCUUUACGUUGUUUUGGAUCCUGUCCAAAUUCGAAUGAUCGCGCUCGACAAUCUUUCCUUCAGUCUCUUUGAUGCGAGAUGUAGACAGCACCUUCUGGGUAGUUCUCGCCACUGCCCACUAUCAUGGCGCUCCAUGCUGUCGACUUUCCAACCUUGCCGGUAGUCAAGGGUCAUCUUCUCGUGAACUGCAUAUUGGUACUCUUCGCAGUUCUCAUAGUCACGCUUCGUUUCUUCGCUCGCUUCUCUUCGGGGGCUAAGCUGUGGUGGGAUGAUCUCCUCAUUCUCCUUGCAGUGCCUCAGGGCAUCGGGAUGUUGGUAAUCCAAGGCUUGUGGUCGCCUAUGGGUAUCGGUUACCCGAUCACAGACACCCUUCCAAAUAUCGUCAUCAUCCUCAAACUUCUAGUUGCCUACGAGUUCAUAUUCGCGACCUGUAUCAGUACAAUCAAACUCAGCGUCAUGUUUUUCUAUCUUCGGGUCUUUGUCAACCCAGGACUCCGGACCGCGACAAAAUUCGCCAUGGCUUUUGUCAUGGUCUGGACAACGGCCAACAUCCUACAGGUCUUCUUGAUUUGCCAUCCAUUCGAGGCAACAUAUAAUCCAGCUGUCACGGGCAAGUGUGGAAACCAGAUAGCAUCGUUCAUCGCCAUCGGUGCUUUCAAUGUCAUUACCGACAUCAUGAUUUUGACAUUGCCAAUAUCGACUGUCUGGGCACUCAAGAUGAGUACGCCGGCCAAACUUGGUAUCAUCGCCGUCUUCUCAACAGGCUUGAUAGUGAGCAUAGUUGCCAUUAUCCGCAUCGUUAGCCUCACCAACCUCGAUCUCCAGAACUUGACCGAAACAAUGAUAUGGGCCGAUUUUUGGUCGACCGUGGAGCCGAAUUUGGGUAUCAUAUGUGUUAGCAUGCCGAUGCUGGGAUCACUGUACUCGCGGUGCACAGCUCGGCGGGGUGCUUCAAAGCUCGACGGACCUUCGGAUGCCAGCGGCUACAACAAUUCAAAUAAGUUGAGACGAUCGCAUCCAAGCGCACCUGAUACUAUCGCUUUGGCCACCAUAUAUUCCCCAGAGAACGAUGUACACUAUAAGUCAGAGGUUGCUUCGUUCGGGCGUAACGGAAAGAACGAAGAUAGUGGGGAUGACUUCGAGUCACGCCUGACCCCUGAGCAAGAGCUUUUGGGCAGAGAUAAAGUGGUACAGGUAGAAACGCAGUGGACUGUGUCUCGCCAAGAGGCUUGAUGCGUUUAUUUACGAAGAGAUCCAAGACUUUCAUUUGUAAUGAAAAUGACUUUUCGAUCCGAUCGCUGUCGGCUUAAUUGUAACUGAGUAAGGCAGUUAAGGUGGCCAAGUGCGAGACUACAUAUAACAAUGCCAAAGCUCGCAUAUUACACUUGGACAAUUGAUGACGGUUUUCAGAACUUGUGGACUGAACACAUGGCAUUAUAUUAAAUGCUCCCCUUUAAGCUUCUUUGAAAAACCUUCAUGAGGUAAACAGAAAUAAACUACAAUUAGGUAGCAUGGC